Messenger RNA from Rhizophagus irregularis DAOM 181602=DAOM 197198, 675 nucleotides. RefSeq lists its product as uncharacterized. NCBI's taxonomy places the organism in Eukaryota, Fungi, Glomeromycota, Glomeromycetes, Glomerales, Glomeraceae. The record is from RefSeq and is a predicted model, not a curated record. Gene Ontology annotation, molecular function: MAP kinase tyrosine phosphatase activity; protein tyrosine/threonine phosphatase activity; MAP kinase tyrosine/serine/threonine phosphatase activity. Gene Ontology annotation, biological process: protein dephosphorylation; negative regulation of MAPK cascade.
AUGUCAAAUCCCGCUAGAACUAUUACUGCUGAAAAUAUCGAAAAUGAAACUGCGCAUACUUAUUAUAUAGAAUAUGAAAAAAAACUUUCCAAACUUGCCUCCAGAUUAGCCCAUGGAGCUGAAAAUCCAGCAGAGAUAGUUAUGGAUUUUUUAUAUAUAUCAGAUGCGGCUACAGGAGCUAAUAGUGACUUGUUAGCUCGAUAUAAGAUUACACACAUCAUAAACGUCUCUCCGUGUGUAAAUUUUUUUGAAAAAAAUGUUCCUCAAAAGUACCCUAAUUGGGAUCCUCCCAAAUAUUUAAGAUUAAACACAUCAGAAAUAAAUAUAGCAGAAUUUUUUGAUGUUUCGAAUUUAUUUAUAUAUCAAGCAGCACAAGAAGGUGGUCGAGUUCUAAUUUAUUGCUGGACGGGAGCAUCGGAAUCUGCCACAUUAAUGUUAGCUUAUUUAAUGAACCAUUAUUGGCUCACCUAUCAGGAUGCUUUUAAUUAUUUAAACGGAAAAUCGAUUAUAGAUCCACACUCGACUUUCCGUUUACAAUUAAUUAAUUACGAAUUAGAAUUAUUAAGAGCUUGGAAGUUUCCGGUUGACGAUGAUGAUGACAUUUCCGAGCGUGAUGAAUUAAAAUUUGAAGAUUAUAUAAAUUAUGACGAUGAAUCUGAGGAGAUAACAAAAUAG